Messenger RNA from Passer domesticus (house sparrow), 920 nucleotides. Its product is annotated as histone H3-like centromeric protein A. The transcript is spliced from 2 exons. Gene Ontology annotation, cellular component: nucleosome; nucleus. Gene Ontology annotation, molecular function: DNA binding; protein heterodimerization activity; structural constituent of chromatin. Lineage: Eukaryota; Metazoa; Chordata; Aves; Passeriformes; Passeridae. The record is from RefSeq and is a predicted model, not a curated record.
GGGUUGGGGUUCGGAAUAGCAGAGCGGGGCUCUGCAGAAGAGGGGUUAACGCGGGAUUUUCAAACCUUGCCCUGAGCGCGGCCGCUCCCAGCAGCCAAUCACCAGGCAGCGCUGGGCUAUAAAAGCCGGCGGGGAGCGCUCCCGCGGCCAUCCCGGGCUGCUCUCGGUGCUUUUCUGGGCUGCAGGAGCCUUGCCAUGGCGCGUACAAAGCAGACGGCGCGGAAGUCGACGGGCGGCAAGGCGCCCCGCAAGCAGCUGGCCACCAAGGCUGCCCGCAAGAGCGCGCCGGCCACGGGCGGCGUCAAGAAGCCGCACCGCUACCGGCCCGGCACGGUGGCGCUGCGCGAGAUCCGGCGCUACCAGAAGUCCACGGAGCUGCUGAUCCGCAAGCUGCCCUUCCAGCGCCUGGUGCGCGAGAUCGCGCAGGACUUCAAGACCGACCUGCGCUUCCAGAGCUCGGCCGUCAUGGCGCUGCAGGAGGCCAGCGAGGCCUACCUGGUGGGGCUCUUCGAGGACACCAACCUUUGAACGGCUGUGGAAAACGCGAACAUGUCUGGUAGGGGCAAGGGCGGCAAGGGGCUCGGCAAGGGCGGCGCCAAGCGGCACCGCAAGGUGCUGCGCGACAACAUCCAGGGCAUCACCAAGCCGGCCAUCCGCCGCCUGGCUCGGCGCGGCGGAGUCAAGCGCAUCUCGGGGCUCAUCUACGAGGAGACGCGCGGCGUGCUCAAGGUCUUCCUGGAGAACGUCAUCCGCGACGCCGUCACCUACACGGAGCACGCCAAGAGGAAGACGGUCACGGCCAUGGACGUGGUCUACGCCCUCAAGCGCCAGGGCCGCACCCUCUACGGCUUCGGCGGCUAAACUUCAACAGUUCAAAUUCAUCCUGUUUUAAACACCAAGGCUCUUUUCAGAGCCACACA